ACAGGUCCGUCCAUCUGCGACUCGUCAUCACCUUUGCGCCUGCUCUCUCAAUCUUUCCCUCAUCACAAAUAGACGAUAAAGGAUGUGGCUUGAGUUUUGCGAGUUGUCUGAGCUUACAAAGGACACAGUUAACAGACAUUAAAGAGUUGUGGGAGUUGAAGGAUUACAGUCGGUACACCCUGCACCUCCCCACUUUGCGAUGCGGACACCUGGCCUGACUGUCACACGUGUCCCUUUGUGACCUACGUGUGACUUCUAGUGACAUUGCUGGGGGUACUUUGUGAGAGUGUGCCGGGUAAGCUUUUUGCUUUUGGAUUUAAAAAGGUGUAAGUGUGGACAUUGCUUCUGUACGUGAUGGAAAAAAAGUUAACUAAAAAGUAACAAAGGAAUAUUUGCAAGACAGAUUAAUCGAGAGAUAGAAGUGAGGAAGGUAGAGAGAACGGGUUAGCAGCACCAGUAAGUGGAUUCUAUUUAGGAGUAGUGCUCACAGAAAAGAUUGUGUUUUUAAUGCACGAUGGAUGGAUAGAUGUGAAGUGGCAGAUAUAAAAGUGCAGAGUUCCAUUGGUUUGCUGCAGUCCGGUGACCAUACACUGUUUUGGGGACAGGAGUGGACAGCAUGUGAAGACACACGAAGAGUGAUCGAAGAGUUCUGGUUCAGAUGUAGAGGAAAAUAAAUUCGGAAAAAUGGGUAGGACGAGAGCCUUCAAAGAAAUUAGAGCACAAUCGGGUAUCCAGUGCGAGAACAAAGGAGUGACAUGGUCCCGUUUCCUAUUGCUUUGACCACCAGACGUGCACUGGAGUUCUGUAUUUUCUGAAGUUCGUGAAUGAGGUAUGCAGGGCGUGUGAAAGUUAUUUUAACAAUAUUUAUUAUUGUAACAUUUUCAGUUGUAUAGCAUUUUUGCAUAGCAUAAAACCCUAUGCUUAGAAAAAAUAGCGAAAAAGAGAGAACAGUAUUGUAUAAGCCCAUCCACACAUACUGGCAGAUUUUAAAAGCUUGUCCCAGGUUGCUUGUGUGAUUCUCUUGCAUGGCUACCAUUGCCCUGAAUUUUUGUGUCCUAUAACUUCCUUCAUCCAUACAUCGAGUUCAACAGCACUCAUCAUCUCCCAUGUCCAUACUGUGGCGUUCUUGUCGCGGUUGCCGCCUCCGAGCGCCGUCUGCCGUCAGUCGGAGGAACCGAUGCACAUUUUACAUCUCCCUCUUCCUCAUCGUCCUCGUGCUGGUCCUCCUGAUCCCCGGGGGCGAGAUCGCAGUGUAUAAAUACGCCCGGGGGGAGGGCAAGAACAUCUUCCUCACCAUCUUCUCGCACCAGCACAUCGGUGAUGACAGCGAAGCCUUGGUCCGUGAGCAGCGCUCAUUGCCUGGCGCCAAGCUCCUUCUCCUGUGGACACCGCACGAUGACUCUCCCGCCUGGCAGGUCAUCGACGACCCCUUCCCAGCAUGCCCCGUGAACGCGUGCGAGCUGACGAUGGACAAGCAGAAAGUGGCGGAAGCUGAUGCCGUCAUGUUCAGUACCAGUGGCUUUAGCAGACCUGAGGAUCUGCCUCCUGAUCACCCUCCCUGGCAGGUGUGGAUCUUACACAAUGCUGAGCCACCAUACAACAUCCACCUCGAUCUUAGCCUCUACAACGAUGUCUUUAACUGGACGUCGUGGUACAGAGAUGACGCCGACAUCUACUCCCCGUACGGCGACUACGACAAGAGACCUGCAGCAACGACCGCUGCUCCCACCGAGGAUGCCGAUGACCGUCUGGAUGAUCAGCUGGAGUCUCAGAAUGUCCCGGACGUCUACAGCCUGCACGACAGGUUCAUCUUCAUGGAGGUCAACAACUGUCUGGACAUGGCUAGGCGCUACACUAAGGUGGCGGCGCUGCAGGAGUAUCUUCCGAUCGACCUCUUGGCGCAUGCGUCGACGUUUGGUGCCCUGGCACCGAGGAGGACGAGUGCCAAGAGACCUGGGCCAGGUACAGGUUUGUGCUGGCGUUCGAAGACGGCUACUGUCGCGACUACAUCACCGACAAACUGUGGGGGGCAUACCGGCGGCUGCAGAUCCCCGUUGUCAGCGGUGGGGGCGACUACUCCAGGACUGCCAUCCCCAACUCCUACAUCGACGCCGACAACUUCACGUCGAUGCAGGAACUCGCUGACUUCUUGGCCCUAGUGGACGGCGACCGCGACUUGUACAAUUCGUACUUCCGGUGGAGGAAUGAGUACAUCGCCAGGGAGACCCCUGUGGCCAACUGGUGUCAGAUCUGCGAAGCACUGCACGACAAGAGCAUGGAACCCCAAGUGUACAGGGACCUUGCUGGCUGGGUGGCUCAGGAUUCCUGCCCUUUGUUUUCGAAAUACCAGAAUUUUUGGAGCCGUGUCUAUCUGUUCGUCUUUAAUGUGUUUGGGAUCUGAUGACAGCAUUGUCGACUUCACAGUGGAUUUAGACGAUAAGCACAUUCACGUCUGCACAACGCUUGUUCGAUGACAAAGGUUUAACGACACGCGCGAUGCUCGAUGAAACGGCGGCACCCACAUCGCUUGCGAGCUUCAUUAAUUGGUUAUCGACCAACGAUGGCCACGAAGACAUUCCGACAGUGCUAGGUGUGUGAUGAGAUUUUAAUUAAAGCAAGCACGUGCGCCUACGUGGACUCAUCAACUACAGUCGCAGAUGGCGCACUGCGUCAAGCGAACACUUCAAUAACUUAUCUCCCAUCCACCCACCUACCCCUUUAUUUCACCGGUCUGAGCUGCCAUCACCAUGGCGAGUCACAUCAACUGAAAUAUAGAGAUGUGAGCUGCAGCUCACAAACAAAAACAAAAAGUAUUUACACAAUGGUGUGUGACCUAUACUCCAAGAUACGCAUAUACAUAGGUGGCAUUGCGUAAACAAAAACAUAGAAACGUGGAAUGAUGAGAUGAGAACAGUUUUUGGCCUCUUCCUUGGAAAAUAAAAACAUUUUGAACAUUUAUAACUAUGACCUGGUGAGUUAUUACUGCACAUGACAUGGAAUCCAUUAUCUAGUGUCGUGUUAAAGACAUGGCUAGUCAUCUUUUUUUGUCGCUGUGCGUGUUCCUAUUUAGUGACAAAGAUGAUACACACAUAAAGAUGAUACAAACACUC
Pomacea canaliculata is the source of this 3110-nucleotide messenger RNA. Its product is annotated as alpha-(1,3)-fucosyltransferase C-like. The transcript is spliced from 4 exons. Bases 1107 to 2159 code for a protein of 350 amino acids. Gene Ontology annotation, cellular component: membrane. NCBI's taxonomy places the organism in Eukaryota, Metazoa, Mollusca, Gastropoda, Architaenioglossa, Ampullariidae. The record is from RefSeq and is a predicted model, not a curated record. Gene Ontology annotation, molecular function: alpha-(1->3)-fucosyltransferase activity.